AUGAAGCUGGCUCUCCUCUUGCCCUGGGCGUGCUGCUGCCUCUGCGGCUCGGCGCUUGCCACCGGCUUCCUCUAUCCCUUCCCGGCCGCAGCCCUGCAGCAGCACGGCUACCCCGAGCCGGGCGCAGGCUCCCCCGGCAGCAGCUACGCGAGCCGCCGACACUGGUGCCAUCACACGGUGACACGGACUGUGUCCUGCCAGGUGCAGAAUGGCUCAGAGACAGUGGUCCAGCGUGUGUACCAGAGCUGCCGGUGGCCCGGGCCCUGCACCAACCUCGUGAGGACUCUGAUCAGACCCACAUACAGAGUGUCCUACCGCACGGUGACCGCACUGGAGUGGAGGUGCUGCCCUGGGUUCACUGGGAGCAACUGUGAGGAGGAAUGCCUGAACUGCACCCGGCUCAGCGACAUGAGUGAGCGGCUGACCACGCUGGAAGCCAAGGUUCUCCUGCUGGAAGCCGCGGAACUACCCUCAGGCCCGGACAACGACCUUCCGGCCCCCCAGAGCACCCUGACACCCUGGAACGAGGACUUCCUCCCUGAUGCCAUCCCUCUCGCCCACCCUGGGCCCCGAAGGAGAAGGCCCACGGGCCCUGCCGGGCCUCCUGGGCAGACGGGACCUCCAGGGCCAGCAGGGCCCCCAGGCUCCAAAGGUGACCGGGGCCAGACAGGCGAGAAGGGCCCAGCAGGGCCUCCCGGGUUCUUGGGGCCACCAGGACCCCGUGGGCUCCCUGGAGAGACGGGGCAGCCCGGCCCGCCUGGCCCCCCUGGCCCCGCAGGCAGCCCUGGCCUCUCCACCCAUGGCCCCCAAGGUGUCCUCUACUCCCUGCAGCCACCCACGGACAAAGACAGCGGAGACUCACAGCUGGCAUCUACAGUUGUGGACACGGUGCUGGCGGGUGUCCCGGGGCCCCGGGGUCCCCCAGGGCCACCAGGUCCCCCUGGACCACACGGCCCCCCAGGGCCCCCAGGUGCUCCCGGAUCCCAGGGCCUGGCUGGAGAGCGGGGCAUGACGGGGCCAACUGGAGAGCCUGGCGUGAAGGAAGAAGACGGAGAGAAGGCCACAGAGGGCGAGGGGGUGCAGCAGCUCCGGGAGGCCCUGAAGAUCCUGGCGGAGAGAGUGCUUAUCCUGGAGCACAUGAUUGGGAUCCAUGAUCCCUUGGCCUCCCCAGAGGGGGGUUCCGGCCAGGAUGCCACCCUAAGGGCCAACCUCAAGAUGAAGCGAGGUGGCCCCUCAGCUGACGGUGCCCUUGCUGCCCUGCUUGGUCCGGCCCCUGGGCAGAAGAGUGCUGGCAGUGCCAGUGGGAGGAAGUAA
This is a messenger RNA of Orycteropus afer afer, 1314 nucleotides long. It is a transcript of the gene COL26A1, whose product is annotated as collagen type XXVI alpha 1 chain. The coding region runs from base 1 to 1314 and encodes 437 amino acids. The transcript is spliced from 13 exons. Lineage: Eukaryota; Metazoa; Chordata; Mammalia; Tubulidentata; Orycteropodidae. The record is from RefSeq and is a predicted model, not a curated record. Gene Ontology annotation, molecular function: protein binding.